CACAGCACAGGGGAGAAAUAGCAGCUCUUUACAGCUCCAUUAUCAGCCGGAGCCGGAGACUGGAUCGCUGAAGCCGAGCCCGAGAGACUUGACUGCUCUGUUCUUCACUUGGGACAUCAGAGAGGAGAAGCCGAAAACGCCCAUCACUCCUGGUUGGCUUGGAGAGACGAUGAAGAGAGAUGGGUCAGGCUUGUGGCCACUCCAUCCUAUGCCGGAGCCAGCAGUACCAGCCUGCAACAUCUGAUAUACGGGGGCAGCAGGGUUUUCUGAAGGCUGAAGACUCGCCGUCGUUGGGUUCCGAAGCCCUGCAGGAUGCUUUGCUGACUCUAGGCUCCAUCAUCGACAUUCCUCGCCUACGGGACGCCAUUAGAGAUGCCAUUGCCUCUGUCCUUCCCAAAGUGGACAAUGCCUUCAUCUACCUGCUGGACGCAGAGGGACGCUUGGUCUGUGACGACCCCCCCCAUGAGCUGCCUCCGGAAGGAAAACUCAGGGACGCCGUUCUGCUACAGAAACGGAUAGAAUGCAGCGGCCUGACGCCUUCGGAGCUGUUGGGCCAACAGAUGAGCAGUCUGGCAGCACCGUUACCCCCAGAUAAACAAGUGCUGAUCCUUCCGUUACUGGACCAGGACACGGCGAGAGUGGUGUCUGUUAUACUGUUGCAUUGCAGUCAGCUGAGUGACUCCGAUGAACAGAAUCUCCGAACCUUGGAGAAGCACACCCUGGUGGCAUGCAAGCGGGUACUGGCCAUUCAGAAACUACAGCCGUCGCCGCAAGUCCCGCCCUCACCUCUGUCACCUCGCACCUAUCAGAAUUCAUUGCCUAAACCCUCACCUACCGCCAACGAGAGCUACGAUGAACUGGACCGGAAAAUUCUCCAGCUUUGCGGAGAACUUUACGACCUGGACGCAGCGUCUCUCCAGAUUAAAGUCAUCCACUAUUUGGAACAGCAAACUCAGUCGCCCUGCUGCUGCCUCCUGCUGGUGUCCGAGGACAGUCACCAGUUGUUCUGUCAGGUUGUUGGAGGGAAAGUGCUGGAGGAAGAGAUCAGCUUCCCGCUCACAUUUGGGCAUUUGGGGCAGGUUGUGGACAAAAAGAAAUCCAUCACCCUGCAGGAUAUCAGUUCGGAGGAGCACCGGCAGCUCAAUAACAUGUUGGGGUUCGAGGUUCAUUCCAUGCUGUGCGUCCCUGUCAUUAGUCGUGCCACCUCCCAAGUUGUGGCCCUGGCGUGUGCAUUCAACAAACAAGGAGGAAAGUACACGGAGGUGGAUGAGCACAAGAUCCAGCACUGCUUCUGUUACACCUCCACGGUUCUCACCAGCACAUUGGCCUUCCAGAAAGAACAGAAAUUAAAGUGCGAAUGCCAGGCUCUUCUGCAAGUGGCCAAAAACCUCUUCACGCACUUGGACGAUGUCUCCGUCCUUCUCCAGGAAAUCAUCACAGAGGCCAGAAAUCUCAGCAAUGCAGAAAUAUGCUCGGUGUUCCUGUUGGAGCGGCAGAGCCACGAGCUCGUGGCCAAAGUGUUUGAUGGGGGGGUUGUCGAUGACGAGAGCUACGAGAUAAGAAUCCCAGCGGACCAGGGUAUAGCCGGCCAUGUGGCCACCACCGGCCAGAUCUUGAAUAUUAAGGAUGCCUACUCACAUCCGCUGUUCUACCGGGGGGUGGACGACAGCACAGGAUUCAGGACUCGCAAUAUCUUGUGCUUUCCCAUUAAAAAUGAGAGUAAUGAGGUCAUCGGCGUGGCAGAACUGGUCAAUAAAAUUAAUGGCCCCGGAUUCACUAAGUUUGAUGAGGACUUGGCCACAGCUUUCUCCAUCUACUGUGGAAUCAGCAUCGCUCAUUCGCUGUUAUACAAGCAGGUCCGAGAGGCUCAGUUCCGAAGUCACUUGGCGAAUGAAAUGAUGAUGUAUCACAUGAAGGUCUGUGAGGAUGAAACCAAGAAGCUGCAAAGCAACGGCAUCGUGUCCGUGUGUCAGAUCGACCCCGGCUUCGCCAGCUUCAGCUACACCCCCAGAUCCCUCCCUGAAGACGAUACCGUAAUGUGUGUCAUAAGUAUGUUUGAAGACAUGGGCUUUGUCAACAACUACAAGAUUGAUCGCACAACCCUUAUUAGAUUUUGCCUUAUGGUGAAGAAAGGAUACAGAGACCCCCCCUACCAUAACUGGAUGCACGCGUUCUCUGUCUCGCACUUCUGUUACCUCCUCUUCAAGAACCUGGAACUUGUGAAUUAUUUAGAGUACAUUGAAAUCUUUGCCUUGUUUGUCUCCUGUUUGUGCCACGAUUUGGACCACAGAGGAACGAACAAUUCCUUCCAAGUGGCAUCUAAAUCAGUAUUGGCCGCCUUGUACAGCUCCGAAGGCUCUGUCAUGGAGAGACACCAUUUUGCCCAGGCCAUCGCCAUCUUGAAUUCCCAAGGCUGUAACAUCUUGGAACAGUUUUCCAGAAAGGAUUACCAGAGGAUGCUGGAUCUGAUGAGAGACAUUAUCUUGGCCACCGACCUUGCCCAUCACCUGCGAAUCUUCAAGGAGCUGACAAGGAUGUCACAAGACGGGUUUGACCCCCAAAAUAAACAUCACCACUAUCUUCUGAUCUGCCUCCUAAUGACCUCCAGCGAUCUCUCCGACCAAACCAAGGGCUGGAAGACCACGAGGAAGAUAGCGGAACUGAUCUACAAGGAGUUCUUCUCUCAGGGAGACCUGGAGAAAGCGAUGGGGAACCGGCCGAGUGAGAUGAUGGACAGAGAGAAGGCUUAUAUCCCCGAACUCCAGAUCAGCUUCAUGGAGCACAUCGCCAUGCCCAUAUACAACCUACUCAAGGAUCUCUUCCCGCGCUCGGCCGAGUUGUACGAGAGGGUGGCGACCAACAGGGAAAAGUGGACGCGCGUCUCCCACAAAUUCACCAUUAGGGGGUUGCCUAGCAACAACUCCCUGGACUUCUUGGAUGAGGAGUACGACAUACAGGAGGGGCUACACGAUGAACUGAGGAUGAACGGUUGUGCGGAGACUCAGGGUCACCGGGAACCCGUUAUGGGCGACUAAUGGGUGGGACCAUUUCACCCUACGUUCUCUUACACAACUCUAUGAGGGGCGGCCAAGUGUUCCCAUGCCCCCCCCCCAGUGUGUUACGCAAAGCUGCCGCGGCAUCUGGCCAAUCAGAAUGAUCCAUACUGAAGAAACUCUUCUUGCCUCAAAAAAAAUCGGUUUCACGCACAGAACUUUCAGGGAUGGGACAUUCUCUGGGUUCUGUUAACUGGGGUGGGAUUGGCUGCCCAAGAGGGACCUUGGCGAGUUGCCAGUUUGAGGAGGCAUUUAUGGUUUUUGCUACUACCCCACCCAACACAAUCAUCUACCUUCUUCAGUGUGAUCUACUGGAGCCCCCCCCCCCCCCACCAAAGCACUGACCCCUGAGAAAAUUCUCACGUGGGGAAACUCAACUUUUCUCCCCGUUUGGCCAAUUAACCAAAAAUGUACAGAAUGUUACCGAGCCGAGUGCUCGGCACCUUAGUACUGAUGUCUGGGGGUGGGGGGUUCAAUUUGGGGGUCCUUCAUCUGCUUUUCACUGAUGCCACUCUCCAAUCUUUAGGGGCCCCUGGGUUCUCUCCGGUUUGCCAGUUGGGGAACCAAAGCACACUCUAGUCUCGUAGCAUCUGAUUGGAUACGAGGGGUGGUGGAUCUCUAGAGGGUUUGGGAAGGAGUUUGCCACAUCGACAAAAAGCCAAGAAACUGGUUAAGUGGGCACAGACUCAGGGAUGGCCGACGCACAGCUAAAACUCCCAGCAUCCUCAGAGAGGCCAGUCAGUCCUAUUCUAAUGCCAAUGCGGCAGAUUGGGGGGCAACAGCCUUACCUUGCCCCCCAGCUUAGGUCCAACACUAACACCUGUAGGCGACUUCUUUCGAUUCCCCAGACACUGGGACUUCCUGUUGGGAACUUCCUGGGGGCAGAGCUCAGCUGUUACAGAUACAUGGAUGCUCCUGGGAGGGGCGGUGCAUCGGAUUAUGCCCCACCCCCAGGGUGACCAUAGUUAAACCUAAAUACACAAGGCUGGGUCAGGCUUUUGCCAUAAAGUCAAGGGGCGUCAGUAUUGCCCAAAUAUUCAUGUUUCCCCCCUUAACCGCCAUUUUCCAUUGGGUGGGGCGACCUAAAACCAACCAGCUCCCUCCUACCCCCCAGACUUAUACGUUAAGGCCAAUGAGAAUCCACUAACUGUACAUAUUUUAAUAUUCCACAUUGAUGGAUCCUUGCGAGGUCUCCAGUUUUACCGUAUUAGACGAGACUGGUCGGAAUCUACUGGAACCAGCGCCCCAUAAUGUAUCUUUUUUUUUUACUGGACUAUAAAUGAGAACUGAACCACUGCCUGAGGGACUUCCCAUGGUCCUACAGAGAGGUCCACACCCACCUGGAGAUGAGCGAAUCCUCAACUCUUCAACACAAAGGGGUCUCCAGAUGUCUCAUUGGCUGUGGGAGGGUCUCGGAGCCACAAACACUGUACAAUUGUAUGAAGGGCUACUGCUUCGUUAUGUUCUUGGCUUAAUUAGACAACUGCUUUUGGUUUGA
This is a messenger RNA of Xenopus tropicalis (tropical clawed frog), 4551 nucleotides long. It is a transcript of the gene pde2a, whose product is annotated as phosphodiesterase 2A. Gene Ontology annotation, biological process: signal transduction; purine ribonucleotide catabolic process. Lineage: Eukaryota; Metazoa; Chordata; Amphibia; Anura; Pipidae. Gene Ontology annotation, molecular function: 3',5'-cyclic-nucleotide phosphodiesterase activity; metal ion binding; phosphoric diester hydrolase activity. Gene Ontology annotation, cellular component: mitochondrial outer membrane; cytoplasm; mitochondrial inner membrane. The record is from RefSeq and is marked provisional.